UAAGAAAUAUAUGAACAGACAUCAAAGAGAAUUUUGUAAAAAUAACCCGCCUACUCCAUUUUCCACUUCUAUAUCCGGAAGAGGACUUGAUGAUAAAGAAGUGUCUGAUUUUCCAGUGAACGAAGUCACUAAAUCCAGGGGCAGGAAGAAACAGAGCGAGCGUUUACAGUGAGAUGGCCAGUCCAAACGCUGCUUCACCAGGACCUAUCAGGCUGCCCAACGGGAAGCUCCAGUGUGAGGUGUGUGGGAUGAUCUGCAUCGGACCCAACGUGCUGAUGGUGCACAAGCGUAGCCACACAGGUGAGAGGCCGUUCCAGUGUAACCAGUGUGGAGUUUCCUUUACCCAGAAGGGGAACUUGUUGCGCCACAUAAAGUUGCACUCAGGAGAAAAGCCUUUUAAGUGUCCCAUUUGCAACUAUGCUUGUCGCGGGAGAGAUGCCUUGGCUGGACAUCUACGCACACAUGCAGGAGCUGGCCAAGACGUGGCAUCCAGACCACAACCCCAGCAAGAAUGCUGAGGAAAUGUUUAUGAAGAUUCAAGAGGCUUAUGAAGUCCUUCUACGCCGGCACAGACCUCAUCGAUUCAAAUAGUUGCACUUCACUCAUUUCUGACUGACACUGAGACUCUUGGCCACAUUGUUCUUCAGUCAUUAUUUUCAAGAGCAUGCACAAACAUGGAUGUGAGGGGCCUGCAGCAAUCCCUAAAAUCAGGCAUAAUAAAACCCAUCA
Larimichthys crocea (large yellow croaker) is the source of this 729-nucleotide messenger RNA. Its product is annotated as zinc finger protein Eos. Gene Ontology annotation, cellular component: nucleus. Bases 174 to 518 code for a protein of 114 amino acids. Gene Ontology annotation, biological process: regulation of transcription by RNA polymerase II. Lineage: Eukaryota; Metazoa; Chordata; Actinopteri; Sciaenidae. Gene Ontology annotation, molecular function: DNA-binding transcription factor activity; RNA polymerase II cis-regulatory region sequence-specific DNA binding. The record is from RefSeq and is a predicted model, not a curated record. The transcript has 3 exons.